UUUGGUAUAUAAGUAUAUAACCAAUUGACAGAUGUCUACGUGAUGACAUAUAACUGAUAGUGAUUGGUAUCUUUAUAUAUACAUAUUUUUCUCUAAAUUCCAAGAUGUUUUGUUAAUUAUAUUUUAAAUUAACAUCCGAAUUUUUAAUAAGAAGAUGCAGAACUAUAAAAAGGUUAAAAGAAGGCCAUGUUCGGGUUCAUUCUUCGAACCCUAGUGCAGUGCGAAGCCUUAACAUGCAUCACAUAAAGAAUCCAAAUUCGAAUUAAUAAUAAGAUCCCAAAAAUAUAAUUUCAUUUUAUUUAUAAAUGAGAAAGGAACAAGUCUUAAUGAUAAUGGACAAUUUUCUAUGAUAAAAAAGAAAAAUGCUACAUUUGACAAUUUGCUAUGAGAAGAAAAACACCUGUCAUGCACCACCAAUGUCACAUUCAUAUGCAUGAAACCGUACCAUAUUACAUUUGACUCUAUUUUUUAGAUUUAUGUCUAUAAAUAAUAUUUCAUUCUUCGUCUCCCAUAUCAUCUCUCUAUAUAAUAUCCACCUCACAUUAACACUCAUCCAAAAAUAGCUAUACAUAACAACACAAAACUCAAGAACAAUAUCUUCGUCACUUGAUCAAUACAUCGUUGUCCAACCAGUCUAAGUAACCUACGGGCUACGGCAACAACAUUACACCAUGGUGAAACAAGAACCUAAGAUCCAAACCAGCUCCAAGAAGGACAUGUCUUUGACUUCACCAUCUCAUUCUUCAUCUUCGUCUUCGUGUAAGAGCAAGAGCAAGAAGAAUAAGAUUAAGAAGUACAAAGGAGUGAGGAUGAGAAGUUGGGGAUCAUGGGUGUCUGAGAUUAGGGCACCAAACCAAAAGACAAGGAUUUGGCUAGGCUCUUACUCAACAGCUGAGGCAGCAGCUAGGGCUUACGAUGUUGCACUCUUGUGUAUCAAAGGCCCUCAAGCCAAUCUCAACUUCCCCACUUCUUAUUCUUCUUCUCGUUUUCUAUUAGACGAAAGUACCAUUUUGUCCCCGAAAUCUAUCAAAAGAAUUGCCGCUCAAGCUGCCAACAACUCAUUCGACUUUUUUUCCCCUUGUAUUUCGUCAGCCGUCUCGUCACCCCCCGAUCAUGAUCAGCAUCAUGAUGAUGAUGUGAUGCAGUCUUUGAUAGGGCCUUUCGUGGACUGUCGUGUGUCUUUGAUGGAUACAUCAUCAUCAUGGUAUGAAAUGCUAUUCUUCGGUGAUGGAGCUCCGUUUGAUUACUACCCUGAACUGAAUUCGACUAUGAAUAUGGUCGAUGAGUACUUCUACGAAGAUGCUGAUAUUCCGCUUUGGAGUUUCAGUUGAUCCGACGGUUCAGACUAUAUAUAUUUUUAUCAUUUUAAAAUUUUUAUAAUAUAUUACUUAGUUUACCCUUGUGUAGUUAUACUUUUUCAAAUUCUUUGUUGCUUGGAGAGAAUUGACGAUGGAUAUGAUAACUGACUGUAAUAUAAUUGAAGCUUUAUUUUAUAUAUCAAUAUUGGGACCUAUCAAAUUUUUAAUUUGCGGUGAUUUAAUAGGUGCCUAGGAAAAUCACUUGAACAAGAUGCAAUUUCUGUCACUUUUUGACAUUUCUCAUGUGAAUUUUCCUUUUAAAUCAAUGGUAAUAACAAUAAAGAAUAUAGUGUGUUGUAUUGUAUAUGAAUUUUUCCGUAUGUUUAUGAAAUAAAUCAGAUUUUGUUUCAUUUUUCAACUGGUUCACGUGUAUAUGAUAUGGCCCGAGUAUCGACCUGAUUUUUCUAAUCCAGCACAUUACCUUUGCUUUGAAAUUCUGAUUUAGUAACAAGAAACAGUUAAUAAUUAUAAAAGUCUUAACAUAAUAAGAUCAUUAUAUUCUAUUUUAAUUUUAACGCAAUAAGAUCAUUUAUAUGUGAGCAAAACUUUCUGGAUCGAUGUCUCUCUUACUAAUUAUUUAGUUGUUUGAUUAAAUAUUAUUAUGAAUAGUGUACUAUAUUCAGAGGAAUCUUACUGUUUCAUGUGCUUUGAAAAUGUUUGGUAUAGCAAAUAAUGCACACAUUUCUUGGGCAAAAAGUUCAUAUAUCUUUAAAACUUGAACUAUAUAUAAAACAAUGUAAUAGGGGGUCAAGUGACCCCCUUCUUCAAAGCUUCCUCCGCUCCUGAGUGGAUAUGUAUUCCGAUCGUAUUCAAUGAAUCUAAGAUUAUACGAAUACCAAAUAUAUGCAUAAACAAAUACAUGAUGUGAGUAAAUUAUGAUAUAUGUUGGCUUUAAAACUUAAUACAACAAAAGUAUUGAAGAUAUAUAAUAGAAGGACAUUAUUCAGUGGGUUUUUCUUUUUCAUAUUUAGAUCACGGGAUCCCAUACUUAAAAAUAUAUAUAUAACGUGAUUUAAUAACACAUUCAUACGAUUCUUAACUUUGUAGAUUGUAUCACAGGCAGUGCCGGCCCUGGGGUAAAGCGCAAGAAGCAGGUGCUUCAGGCGCCACAAUCUAUUAUAUUUUAUGGGCGCCAAAACCAUGUAAGUUCCUUUGGUAAGGUGGUUGUGUGUUUGAAAAUUUUAACCGCAGGUGGCGGAUUCGAUUGUCAGCUUAUCCAAUCUUACUUUCAUUUCUGCCCUUUGAAUAAUUUAAAAGAUUUUGGACAUGAUAUUUAACAGAUUCGACCAUCAAUUCUUAUUUCCUUUUCUAACAACUGUCUAUAUUUUUGGAGUACAUAAUAUAUCACAAAUACCUAAUUAAAUAAAUUUUUGUUUUAAAUAAAAUCAAUUACAUUUACGAUUGAGACAUUGAUAACUUGAUAACUCGUUUUAGGGAAAACCAUAUAUUUUAUUUUAUUUUUUCAAUUUGCUACGGCCAUUAAAUUAUCUUUUGUUAUUAAUCUCUAAAGUUUUGACUUUUCUUAUAUAUAUUUUCUCUUGCUUUUUUUUCGCUAUAUCUUUUGUAAAACUUUAUAGUUUUUUUUUUAAUUUCUAAAACCAUAUAAAAUUUUAUUAUAAAUUUUAUUUUAAUGGCUGAUAAGAAUUUUAUUAUUAUGAUUAAUGGGGCAAUAAUUUUUAAUUCGCUUUAGGCGCCAAAUGCACCCGGACCGGCACUGAUCACAGGGACAUCUAAACUCAGUUACUAGGACUAGACAAUGAAGCCGUAUGAUUUGUCUCCUGCUCAAUACUCUUUCCUGAUCUGGGCUGCAGCGUACAUGGACAUUUUGUGUCCCAUUACCGAUUUUGUACCCACCUUUACGAAUAUUUGAAGACCACAAACAUUGUUUUCAAAUAGAAAUAUGUUAUUUUUAUAGUUUCUUUAACUAUUAUUUUUACUAGUUUCUCUAAUUUUUUGUAGAAAUAUUAAUCUUUAAAGGCCUAUAGUUGAUGUUAUUUUGUUCGGACAAAGCUAAAAUUCGCUUACCAAGCCAAGAGACUCGAAUUCGAAAGGACAGAGUAUGCGUGUACACACUUCUAAGAUUAUAUACUGUUCGGAUCAUUGCUUCUUUGCUUGAAACUUCCUCAGUUUUGUGCUCACUUGAAAUUGCUAUGCUUAGAAAGUUACUAUCCCUUUUUACCAAAAAAAAAAUAUCAUCUUUAAACUUUUUAAUAAAAAAAUAUAUUAGACUUAUGCCUAUCAAAUCUUUUCUCAGUAUUAGAGUAAAGGGAUAAUUAGUCAAUUACCCAUAUUAGAAGUCUAUAUUUGAAGUUUGUCCAUAAUGAGACACAUCCAGUCCAACCUAUACAAUUAGAGAGAUGAACUUACAAAGGUGCCCUUCCGUAGCAGCACUCCUGCAACUCAUUCUGACAGUCUCUCUCCUCUGCAGUUCUCCCAGCCAUUCUUUCUCCCUUCUCUUUCUUCUUUCUUACUCUCAUUCUCUCUUUUUUUUUUUCUAUUUCUCUUCAUUUCUUUCUCUUUCUUUGAAUGUCUUUGCUGAUCCAUCAUAUUUAAAACAAGAUACAUAAAAUUUUAGAUGCCAAUAUCUUGAAAUUUCAACGAAAUCCAAAGAUGAUCUGAUACCAAAUUUUGAUAAGACUAGUAAAAUUUAUGAUAGUGAUUCUAUUGAUGAUGAAAAUUAGUAAUUUUUAUAUAUCUUUUAUUUACAUUUAGAACGCAUGUGUUACCAUUUUUGGGUAUGGUGUAUUAUCAUAUAUUUAUAAAAAUAUGAUACAUGUCAAAAAUGCUAACACUAUAGUAUAUGUUAUGAUACUUAUUUAAUUACCAAGUUAAGUGGUAUAUGUAGGCGUUAAAAAAAUCAAUAACAUGAUACCAGUUUUUAUAAUUCAGUAUUAGUUAUUAAUCCAAUAUAUAAUUUAUCAUGUAACAAAUAAGUUAGUUACUAAAAUAUAAGUUAACGAGUAAAACAACACAUAUAGCAUGUAACAAUAGUUAUGGUACAUUGUUAAUAAUUAAUGUAUCAUUUCAAAAUUUAUAGUAGCUGUUAACAUAGGUAUUAGCUGAAACUUUUCUUGUAACACAUAUAAUAAAUAUACAUAUUUACAUAGAUAUAUUAUUCUUUUCUAUACGGUAAUAAAUAUAUUAGUUGUUAAGCCUCAUGUUAUUUUUCAUUAGAACAUAAAUCAUAUUUUGAUGUAGUGAUUUGUUAUAGGCAAUUUAUGAAUGUAACACAUUAAACUUUACUAUUAUACCAUUAACAGUUUUAAUAACGAUAAUCUAACUAUUUUAUAUUAGUUGGUAUCAAACUCAAACUCAAGUCAUUGAAUUGGUUCACUUGUCUAAGGUUGUAUUUUUUUGAAAAUAACUAUAAAAUGAGAUGAGAUGAAAGAAAAGUAGGAGAGGAAAGAAAAAUAGGAGAAAAAGUGAAAAAAUAGUUAAGAAAAAAAAAUGAAAAAGAAUUAGGAAAUAUAAAAAAAAUUGACUAAAAAUGAGAUGACAAAAAGCUAAAGAAUAACUUGUGUGUUUCGGGGAAUGAAUCACAAAACAAACAUGUACAUAUAGGUUUCAGAGGAACUGACACUACUGACCUAUGGAUGGACAUGCAGGAAGGAUAAAAUCGUCAUACAAAUAUUAAUGUCCAUUCAUGUGUAUAGAGCUAAUUAGUAACCCGAUUAUGACAAAAGCCAAUUAACUCUAGAGUAAAUAGGCUUACGAGUUGCAUUGAACAUAAAGAUACUCGCACGUUAAUUUUACGCUAGUGAACACCUGCAAUGAUCUGGGCCUGGCUUUCGAGUUUAAGUGGGGACUACUAUGCAAUUUCAGAGUUUCAGUAUUCGAAUGACGAAAUAUACAGUGUUUGAAUAAUUAUAUUCGAUGAAAACUACUACUAGCAAAUAGCAAAACUCGUGAUGAAAUAAUAAUAUUCGAUGAUAUACAGUGUUUCUGAAGUGUUGUCUGAUCAUAUAUUUAUUGUGGUCAUCAUAAGCAAACAAAAAAAGUUUUACAACGGAAUGAAUAAUUGUGGUCAAGUUACAAAAAAAAAAUAAUUGUGGUCAUGCUUAAGAUAAUAUAUAAUCUACGAAUGUCAAGAUAGUCGACUGGAGUAGGCUUUUAAUACACAGUCUUUCCACGACUAGAUUUUUCUACUUAUCCUGAUACUGAAAACUGGCGGCGGAUGACAGGCUUAUCAUUCUUUUGACGUAUUGAAGAAGAUUGAUUUCAUAACCACUGAAUAAGAAAAAUACAAUAAAGUACUAUAUAUUUAAACAAAGUUUUUGUUUUGAUUUUUUUUUGGUCGCUUUCAAAAAUCAGUAGGUACCAAACAUGCGAUGCCAAGCUCUGCACGCCAAACACUUCCGUAUUGAGAAAAGAGACUUCGUACCAAAAAAAAUUGUUUGCUAGUAACCUUAAGAUAAUAAUUGAUAUAUUAUGGUUUUUACCAGUUUUUAAUCAUAGUAUAAAUCUUAUUUAGAGUUUUUAUAUUAUGUUCCGAAUCUAUUUUAAAGUUUUUUUAGAUCUAGAUAUAUUUUAGAGUAUUAUGAAAUUAUAAAACUAAAGAUGACGAAACUCGUAUCUAUGCAUGAAAAUAAAAGCCAGAGCCGAGAUUUUGAAAAAAUGUUGAUCGACAUCUUUUUGGUGUCGCUUGACACCGACGCGAUUAUGUGGGCAGACUCGGAAUCAAGUUUGGGUCAAAAAAUUCUACAAAUUAUAAAAUUAUCAUUGGGCCACUUUUAGACCUAUUUAUAGUUUUUACUUUUAGACUAAACUUUUUAGAAUUUUUAGAGAGUUUUUGAAGAAAAGAUCAGAAGACUCUUUGAGAAAUUUGAUUGACACUCCAAUGUUUCGAUCUCUACUUUCUAAUGCAAUUCAUUGGAUCCUUCACAUGAUUGUUUUUAUUAUUUGUAUUAUAAAAUAGCUAACUAAAAAUAUGAUCAUAGAAUAAUCGACAACUACGAGAGUGGGUUCAACUCUUGAAUAUAAUUCUGUUGAGCUAGGUUAAUAAAUACAGUGAGGGUUGGUUUAGAAAACUAGUGACAUAUUGAACUGAACAUUAAUGCUUAUCUUGAAUAAUUGAAUUCAAAUACGAGAGUUGGAAUAAUAGGAUUUAGACAUCUGAUUGGACUCGUAGCGAAAGCUGGAUAUCUAACUAAUUGAAUUCGAGUUAUAAGACGGUUCGUAUCACACCCUUAAUAUCUAUAGAUUUGAGUUCUGAUUGGUUAUUUGAAUUCCCAAAGUGUUGACGCUUUUUCCUUAUAUCUCACAACCGAUUUUAUGUCUUUUAAUAUUGUUACAUAAUUUCAAUUUUAAAGUUUAUUGUGUGAUCCACGCUUCAUAUGGAUUCGAUUUUUAAAUACUGCAAUCAAUCUCUUAUUUGAACAAGUUGUUAUAGGAUAAUUUGAGCACAUCAAUAUUUUAUGUGUAAUUGUAUUUAAGCUGAAGUUCAUAUGCUUUGUCUUUUAUCGAAACCCUCACACCUGUUGUCCAUUUCCUUUUACAAGCCAUAUCGUAAUGAUGUGCCUUGCAGUUUUUUUGUUUUAACUAAAAUUAAAAAUUAAGGCAAUAUCUUGACAAUCUUCUUACAAUGGAUAUGUUAAAAAUAAAAACAGUUAGGUGUUUUAUCCGCAUAUGCAUGCAUAAUCUAUCUUACAAAUAAUUAUUAAUAUUUAAAUAACAUGAUAAAUUAUUCUGUAUAUUCUUAAUCAUUUAAAAAAAUUUCAAUUUUUUAUUUUCAUCUCAGUUUAUUCAUCUUAACACAAAGGAAAGCUAAAAAGCUAUGAAACCAUGAGCCAUAACAACAUAUCAAAUAUUUCACACAAUAAAAUAAAGUAAGAAUGUGAAUUUUGGGUCUCUCUUAAUCUACUUUACAUUUUUAAACCAGAGAUGUAGUGUCUAAAACUUUUAAACACACAAAAUCCAUGUAAGAACAAAAUGAAUAAAAAGUAAAUAAAAAUAAAAUUUAAUGAUAAUUUAGAAGAAAUUUUUUUUUCUUAAAACAAAUUGAGAUAAUGAUAAUAUUUCAUUGGUUACUAAUAAAUAUAUUGACCUAUCUUAAUAUUUCUAGAUCUAGAGAGAGAAGGGAGAAACCAAGCUUUGAUGUUGUUGAUAUAUAUAGCCCUUCAUGCAAGCAACUCGAACCAUCUGCACAAAAUGAUUGAACCACUGGAAAGAGAACAUUUAUAUCAGCGAAAGUGAUGAAAAGAAUGCAAGCAAUUAAAACAAUCAGGACACACUAUAUAUACCUAUAGGAUGAAAAAACUAUAACCGAGACAACUUGGAAUGAAUGAGAAAAAAGAAACUUAUAGAAUUUAAAACCUCUUACAUCACAUGACAAAGGACAAAAUAAGAAUUGGUCUUAACUCGUAAAAUUAAAAAAAUGUCUAAUUAUGAAAUUUGUAAUAGUUAUAUUAUUUAAACUAAUAAAUUAGUGACUCAAACUAAAAACUAAUAAAAACAUGACAAAUAAGCAAAAUUAUCUAAAAUGGAGAACUAACAAAUAAGCAAAAUCACUAAUAAUUUCUAAUUAUAAAAUUUAUAAUAGUAAUAUUAUUUAAACUAAUAAAUUAGUGUCUCAAACUAAAAACUAAUCAAAACGUGACAAAUAAACAAAAUUAGCUAAAAUCAUGGAGAACCUGACACAUAAGCAAAAUUACUUCUCAAAUAAUAGUAUAGAUAGAUAAUCUACCAUGAUAUCACAUGUUUCAAGAAAAAAUUCUACCAGAAUAUCACCUCAUAAAACAUCUUUAAUCCUUUUCUCUUUUUAAAAAAAAAUAGAAUUUAGAAUAAAAUGUUAUAAGUAAUACUUUAUUUUUUAUUUUAUAAUAGAAUAAAAAUGAGUUUAAUCUAUAAAUAGAGUAAUAUAUUUAUUUUUUGUUUAUUACUCUAUUUUCUAUUUUAAAAUAUAGUAUUAUCAAAAUAUUAUAAAAUUACUCUAUUUUGAAAAAUAAAAUAAAAAUAUUAAACCAUGAUAACAACUCAUAUUAAAGGAUGAUAUCAAUUCAAUCCACACAUAUGAUAUAUAUCAUACUUACUAUUCAAUGUAUUUGUUGCAGAAUAAUCACUAUUCAACCUGUUAUUGCAGAACACAGUUAAAUUUUGGAAUAUAGAAUAUCAAUUAUGUAAUUUAGUACCUAGUUAGCAUUCACGUGUAACUAAAACUCGAAUCAAUAAUUGCAUUUUCAUCAAAAAAAAAUUUAAUUGCAUUUAAAAUAAAUUUAAGGAUACACAAUUUUUGUUUUAAAAUAAAUUUAAGGAGUAAUUGGGAAGAUGGGCCAACCAAAUGGGCCCAUAGACAAACUCCAAAUUUUUAAGACAUCAGGUAGAAAAGACAACUUGAGUUUAUUUUGUUCAAAUAAUGCAACUUGUAAUUAUGUUGUCUGUUUGCAUGUUUGUAGUUAGUUACAUAAAAAGAGAAGAAAAGAUCAAUGCUAAAAAAGUAAAUAUAUGAAUAAAUAUAUAUAAGAUAGUUUCAAUACUAUUGAAAGCAUGAUAAUUGCGUUGGAGAUGUUUACUCGUCAACUCAUAUUUUGAAUUUCAAAUAAUGAAAAGUUGAAAAAUGGAUAGUGUGGAUAUUAGUAUUAUACUUAUGCCAGAUAAACGAUUACACAGGGGUUUAAUAUUGGUUUGAAACAUUUGCACUCUCUUGCAUUAAAUAAUAAAAUUUUCAGAAAAAUGAUUAUUCGAGAUGAAGCAUAGACAUGCAUUCCUCCACUUCCGACUUUAGUUAUUUAGUAGUUUUUAAUCUUAAUGUUAUAAAUUAUUUUAUCUUAGUUAAUACUAUAAAUAAUUUAUAAAUAUAGGUCGAUGUUUUUUUCAGUUUUUAGGUCUUACAAAUCAAUUAUUGAGGGUACGUAUAUAUGUCUAUUGAGUAUGUUAUCAUAUGUUGUUGACCAUUAAUGCAUGCUAGAACUUAAAAUAUUCUUGAAAAACCUUUAUAAAAUAAAGAAAUUACAAUAUUCUCAUUUUUCUUUUCCUUCUUAUUGUAAAAGUAACUCGUUGUCGUAGCUAAAUAUUCUUUUUUUUUUUUUUGUCGUAGCUAAAUAUUCAAACCUAAAAUAGAUGCAUUUAAAAAUUUUAGGGCGAAGUGCUAUUUGUUUCCGGGAAUCUAUAGACCAGUGAUUAUCUCUCUGCAGGAUAAUUAAUUUAUGUGGAGUUGUUAGCGACUUCAAAGUUUGAAAUUAAAUGAAAUUAAACAUUUGAGUUAAAAUGCUGUCUGAAAUUUUUACAUGCGGGGCUGUAAUUAAGAAACAAAGAUAAUUAAAUGAAUAGAUGUGUGAUAAUUGUAUAUAUUGCUAUAGAAUUAGAGAUGAAAUAUACCAAAUGAAUAGAUGUUGGUACAUAUACUAAUCUUUGCUUGGAGUAUUAUCUGAUGUGACCAAUCCAACAAGAAACCAUGUGAUUAGUGGCGUAUAUAAUUCAUGAAUAUAAGAAAGGGAAAGGGAAAGGGAUAAGGUCAGAUAUAUAAAUUCAAUAACAUCCUCACAUAUAUGAUUAUCGAUAAAGACACGUGGCUGCUUCCACAUUUCUUUUAUGCGACGAAACAUGUAUGGUAUUGGAUGUGUUAUUGUCGACUUGCCGUAAUCAAACUAGUUUUUCUUUUUUUUUUAACUACUGAGCAUGUCUAUUUCUAUGAUUGAUUAAGUAGUCUGAUAUUCUUAUUUAUAUCCAUAAUGAUACAACUAAGUACACAUUGCUAUCAUCUAGAAUUCAAAUUUCAAAGUAACGAAAAGAAACCGAUUUCAAAUUUGCCUUUAUGAGUAAAGUCAAUACAAAAUAAAACAUUGAUAUUGACGCCGCAUCGCAAAGUCGGGGUCAAUAUGUUGAUACAUAAAGUUCUUGAACAUAUUUUAGAAGUAUGGUAUAUUUUUGCAGACUUAUUCAAACUCGAAUAUUUGGAACAAAAUUAAACUGCCAAGUGCUAACGUUAUACUCCCUCUAUUUUUUGUAUGUAGGUACUAGGUAGUUUUAGUUGAAUGCACACAGAUUAAAAAAUGUAUUAUUUAUUUUUAAAAUAUCAUUUGAUAUAUACAUCAAGUAUAGUUAAACCAAUCAUAAAUAAAUCUAUAUUUUACGUAACAAUAAAAGUAGAAGUUACAUGGAAUAAUAAAAGAAACUUAUAUUUUGAAACAAACAAUUUUUUUUUAAUCUACUUAUAAUGUGAAACACAGGGAGUGGAAAUUAAUAAGAAUCCAGAUAACAAUGUAGCAUUUUAAAAUGCAGAAAACAAUUAAAUAGAAUUAUUGCAUUGUCGGAUACUAGGAGCAGAGACCAUAAAUGUGUUAUGGUAUAGUAUGGUACCAAUGUUAUGGUAGUAUGGUACCAAUGCAAUUGAUGUUUUCUGGAUCACGACAUUGGGUCAUUAGUUUAGUCGCUAUGUUUUGGGGAAUGUCAAGCUGAGCGCCGAACAUAAUCUUCUUCUUCAUCCUUCUCCCCUUUUUUUAUUUUUAUUUUCGUGGGCAAUUAAGAACAUCUCCAUAAAGGAAAUCUAUUUUAAAGUUUCUAAAAUUCUAUAUUUGAAGUUUAAAGAUGUUAUUUUCCAAAAGCAAAAUUUCAAACUCAAUUUCAAAACUACUUAUAUUCUAUAAUAUAGUCCUUAUAUUUGUCAUAACUAAUUUGAAUUCAUAACACUUUUAUAAAUAAUUAGCACAUAUAUAAACAUAUCACAACAAUAUUAAUUAAUAAAUAUUCUAUUAAAAAAAUAGCUUAAUUAAUAUUAAACUUCAAA
Molecule: messenger RNA, 11079 nt
Organism: Brassica rapa (field mustard)
Lineage: Eukaryota; Viridiplantae; Streptophyta; Magnoliopsida; Brassicales; Brassicaceae
Product: ethylene-responsive transcription factor ERF012
Biological process (GO): regulation of DNA-templated transcription
Molecular function (GO): DNA binding; DNA-binding transcription factor activity
Source: RefSeq, a predicted model, not a curated record